This is a messenger RNA of Pistacia vera, 618 nucleotides long. RefSeq names its product secreted RxLR effector protein 161-like. Bases 1 to 618 code for a protein of 205 amino acids. The transcript has a single exon. The record is from RefSeq and is a predicted model, not a curated record. Lineage: Eukaryota; Viridiplantae; Streptophyta; Magnoliopsida; Sapindales; Anacardiaceae.
AUGACAUCCUUAUCACCGGUUCUGAUGGUGAAUAUGUUCCCAAUUAGUUCAGGAUCUCAAUGUUCAGUUGCUUUAAAAACAUUGGGUUCUUUGACGUAUUUUCUGGGUUUGGAAGCAAACAGAUCAGCAGUCUUUCAUCUCAAGCAAUCAAAAUAUGCAUCUGAUCUUCUUCUCAAGACCAAGAUGCUAGAAGCCAAUGCUUGUUCUACACCUAUGGCAUUAGGUACCAAGUUAUUCCCUAAUGAUAGCCCACCAUUUGAUCACCCUAGUCUAUAUAGAAGUACUAUUGGAGCCUUGCAAUAUCUUACUUUAACACGACCUGAUAUCAGUUUUACGGUUAACAAACUGAGUCAAUUUUUACAAACUCCUACAGAGCUUCAAUGGCAAGGGUGCAAAAGAGUGCUUCGGUAUAUCAAAGGCACCUUAAAUUAUGGUCUUCAGUUCAAACCAGCUAGUUUCCUACAAAUUGAAUGUUAUGCCGAUGCCGAUGCCGAUUGGGGAAGCAGUCUAGAAGACAGACGAUCAACAAGUGGUUAUUGUAUUUACUUGGGUCCUAAUCUAAUCCAAUGGAGUUCUCGAAAACAAAAGGUAGUGGCACUUUCUUCAACUGAAUCAUAA